CCCUCCUAGGUCCUUCAAAAUAUUCUUCAGCCAUACAAUUUCACAACAUGUGGUGGCCAUGGAACGGUAUUCGGCCUCUGCACUCGAACGAGAUAUUGUCGUUUGUUUCUUAGUUUUCCAAGAAAUAGGUGCGUGACCAAGCAAAAUGCAGAACCCUGUUAUCGACCUUCUGGUAUCUCGACAUCUAGCCCAAUCAGCAUCACAAAAUGCUUGCAACUGCAAUGAGCCUGUGGAAGGAAGAAAAAUCCCAUUAACUCUGCUCGCGGCUUAAGAGUCGCCGAUGGCGGCAGCGGCAGCCGCAGCUUCACCCUGCAUCUUCUGCCAGAUCGCUGGAAAGCCCACCUCUACCACUCUCCUCCACACCGAUGAAAAGGUCGUUGCUUUUCAAGACAUCAACCCUGCUGCUGUAAGGCAUUACUUGGUUGUUCCAGUGGAUCACAUUCCAACUGUUAAGGAUCUUCAGAGGAGACCUGAAGACUACUCUUUGGUAAGUCACAUGUUAGAAGUGGGGAAAAAGCUAAUACAACGAGAUGCACCGCAAUGCCAUCAGUACAGAUUUGGAUUUCAUCAGCCUCCAUUGAACUCCGUUAACCAUCUUCAUCUACAUUGUUUCGCACUACCUUACACACCCAGAUGGAAGUGUAUAAAGUAUUUGUCUGUGGGAUCAAUUGGAUUUGUUGAAGCUGAAAAGCUGCUGGGCAAGAUCAAGCCUUUGCCACCAGGUAGGUCCUUGAAGCGAUACGAUCUCUACUUGUGUCAGUGCGAGGGCGGGAUAAACAAGCUCGUGAAGCUGAACGUGGCAGGGUAUGCCUGCAUUGUUAGCUUAUAAAACGCCCUUUGUCGAAGCAUUUGGUCAGACGCAUUUCUCCCAACACAAGGUGUGAAAGCAUAAGGGGAAACUUAAGACGUACAAGUUACAACCCUUCUUAAAUAUUAAUAAUUGAAAAGGCAUUAUACUAAUCUGUAUUGACGUCUGAAGGUUAAAACAAUCUGCUUGUGG
This is a messenger RNA of Pyrus x bretschneideri (Chinese white pear), 1000 nucleotides long. RefSeq names its product bifunctional adenosine 5'-phosphosulfate phosphorylase/adenylylsulfatase HINT4-like. The record is from RefSeq and is a predicted model, not a curated record. Gene Ontology annotation, molecular function: catalytic activity. Bases 281 to 829 code for a protein of 182 amino acids. The transcript has 7 exons. Lineage: Eukaryota; Viridiplantae; Streptophyta; Magnoliopsida; Rosales; Rosaceae.